Molecule: messenger RNA, 2725 nt
Organism: Heterocephalus glaber (naked mole-rat)
Lineage: Eukaryota; Metazoa; Chordata; Mammalia; Rodentia; Bathyergidae
Gene: Gpnmb
Product: glycoprotein nmb
Biological process (GO): cell adhesion
Cellular component (GO): plasma membrane
Molecular function (GO): integrin binding
Source: RefSeq, a predicted model, not a curated record
UGCUUAAUACCAUCACAUGAUCUGCCCUGAGGCCUGGAGUUUUAUUAAAACAGAGAGGGGCACAGCAGAGCCCAGGAGACUGCUGUUGCUCUCUGAGGAUUAGACAGAAGGAAGCCCUGAUCAACCCCGGCUUGUGAGAACUCAGCAUGGAAAGUCUCCACAGGAUCCUGGGAUUUCUGCUGCUGGCUACAAGACUGCCCCUUGAUUCCACCAAACGGUUUCAUGAUGUGCUGGGCAAUGAAAGGUAUCCUGGUUAUAUGCGGGAGCACAACCAGUUACAUGGCUGGUCUUCUGAUGAAAAUGACUGGGAUGAAAAACUCUAUCCAGUGUGGAAGAGAGGAGAUCCAAGGUGGAAAAGCUCCUGGAAAGGAGGCCAUGUGCAAGCGGUCCUGACCAGUAAUUCCCCAGCACUGGUGGGCUCAAACAUCACAUUUGCAGUGAACCUCGUGUUCCCCAGAUGCCAAAAGGAAGAUGCCAAUGGCAACAUAGUCUAUGAGAAGAACUGCAGAAACGACUCUAGACUGUCUCCGGACCUGUACGUUUACAACUGGACAGCAGCCUGGUCAGAGGACAGCGACUGGGGCCCCGGCCCCGACGGCCACCACGUGUUCCCCGACGGCAAGCCGUUCCCCCGCCCCCACGGGUGGAGGAAGUGGAAUUUUGUCUACGUCUUUCACACGCUUGGUCAGUAUUUCCAGAAACUGGGACGGUGUUCGGUAAGAAUGUCUAUGAACACAGCCAACCUGACACUUGGCCCUCAGGUCAUGGAGGUGACUGUCUACAGAAGACACGGCUGGGCAUACAUUCCUAUCGCACAAGUUAGAGAUGUGUACGUGUUAACAGAUCAGAUUCCUAUAUUUGUGACCAUGUUCCAGAAGAAUGAUCGAAAUGUGUCUGAUGAAACCUUUCUCAGAGACCUCCCCAUUAUAUUUGACGUCCUGAUUCAUGAUCCCAGCCACUUCCUCAAUGAGUCUUCCAUUUUCUACAAGUGGAACUUUGGGGACAACACCGGCCUGUUUGUUUCUAACAAUCACACUUUGAAUCACACCUACGUGCUCAAUGGAACCUUCAACCUUAAUCUCACUGUGCAAGCUUCAGUGCCCGGACCUUGUCCAUCACCUUCCACACUUCCAAAGCCUUCCCCUUCUUCAGUGCCUGCUGGUGACAGCCCCCUGGAGCUGAGCGAGAUUCCUGAUGAAAACUGCCAGAUUAACAGAUAUGGUUACUUUGAAGCCACCCUCACGAUUGUAGAGGGAAUCCUAGAGAUUAACAUCAUUCAGAUAGCAGAUGUCCCGAGCCCUGAGCUUCAGCCUGACAACUCCCUGAUGGACUUCACUGUGACCUGCGAGGGCAUCAUCCCCAGGGAAGUCUGUACCAUCAUCUCUGACCCCGCCUGCCAGCUUGCCCAGGACAUGGUCUGCAACAGCGUGGAUGUGGACGAAUGCCUGGUGACCGUGAGAAGAGCCUUCAAAGGCUCUGGGAUGUACUGUGUAAACUUCACUCUGGGUGACAACACAAGUCUGGCCCUCACUAGCACCCUGGUCUCCGUUGCUAGCAAAGACCCAGCCUCCCCUUUCAGGAUGACAAAUGCUGCCCUGAUCUCAGGUGGCUGCUUGGCCGUCAUCGUCACCGUGAUCGCCGUCCUGGUGCACAGAAAACACAAGGAAUACAAACCAAUUAAAAACAGUACUGAGAAGGUGCUCAAAAGCAAAGGCCUACAUGUCGUCCUCAACGACACAAGGGCCGCAUUCUUCCUGGGAAACCAGGAGACGAACCCACUGCUCAAGGACUACGCGGGAAUUCUUUAAGUCUGCAGCCUUAUUUCUGUCCAACAGUCCACUCUUCAGUGCCGUUUAUGUGAACUGUACACAGGAAUGGAUCACUGUUAGCUCUUUUUUUCUGAAGAUUAUUGUAAAAUACAUACCCUGAUUUAGGGAAGUUGAAUGUUAAGGAGGUUGAAUUAAAUCACACUUUAGAGAAGUGAUAAAAUAACUUAGCAGUGCUUUUUCUUUCUUGUUGCAAUUCAUGAAUAAAUCGUAGGUGAGCAGUAGCAUAGAUGUCUUAUCUCCCAAGAGUAGGGAGAAGGCCUGUCCCUCAGACUCUGACCCAGGUUAAGUGGGAGGAGAGGCUGGGCACUUUCUAGCUGUCCAUAUAACCAUAUGCAUAACACCAGUGUAGUCCUGCCUGAAGAGCAGGUUCCAGGCCAACUGAAUCCCAUUUUGCCUAAUGUGCCCAAGGCCCUGGCAGAAUAGGUACAGGCCUGAGCCUUUUGUCUGGUGUGCAAACUUCUUAUACUCAGAAAACAAUGCUAAUCUAAUAAAAGGUGUGAGCACUGUAUUAUGGUGACAACCUGCCCUGCCCAGCUGAGUGAAGGAAUGAUACUCGUUUACCCAUGGAUGUUUAUUUAGUGCUUUCUGUAUACCAGACCUCAUGCUAGACACAUGGCCCUGCACUCAGAGUGGGCAUGUGGCUAUAUACCUGAAUUUCUGUACACUCUGGAGCACAGAUUUAGAACCAUAAGUUUUGACUUUCUAAAGGAGGGCCCUAGUUUUCCUACUAGUUUCUCUAUUUAAAUGAUUGGAACCUUGAUCAGUGAGGAUUUCACCCUAUCUGCAAUUAAAAUCAUCUGCCAUAUGUUAGACGACAUUCUUUUUCUCCCCUUCCUGAAAAAUAAAUAUGGGAAGAGACAAUACUGUGGUAUUGUCAUUGUUUUCCCAAUGUAUCA